Molecule: messenger RNA, 4894 nt
Organism: Apis cerana (Asiatic honeybee)
Lineage: Eukaryota; Metazoa; Arthropoda; Insecta; Hymenoptera; Apidae
Product: facilitated trehalose transporter Tret1-2 homolog
Biological process (GO): transmembrane transport
Cellular component (GO): membrane
Molecular function (GO): transmembrane transporter activity
Source: RefSeq, a predicted model, not a curated record
CUGAUAAACCAACAUACCUAUAAAAUGUAGUACAUCGUGAUUACACUUUUAUUCUGUUUAUAAUGUUUUAAAGAGGUACGAAGAACGCAGCACAAAACCGUCGUUUUUCCUGGUGGCUUGAUUGUGUUUCAUCAUUAUCUCUUCUGUAAAAGAAGAAAUAAGAAGGAUGAACAAAUCGCGCAUUAAGUGGUGGCCGCAAUAUUUAGCAGCGAUUACAGCCACCUUAUGUUUAGCAGCAGCUGGUACUCAGAUAGGGUGGACAUCACCGAUAUUGCCAAAAUUAAAAUCUCCAGACUCUCGUGUACCACUAACUUCGGAUGAUGCUUCAUGGAUUGCUUCGUUCUCUCUCCUCGGCUCAAUACCUAGCAUUAUCCUCUCAGGUUUCAUUGUAGAUCGACUUGGUCGUAAAACAAGCCUCCUGAUAGCUGGAAUACCACAUAUAAUUUCUUGGAUUUUAAUCAUCGUGGCUUGGAAUCCUUACGUCCUCUACUUAUCGAGAUUCAUAGGUGGCAUUGGACUUGGUAUAGGUUAUGUUAUUUGCCCAAUGUAUAUCGGUGAGAUCGCCGACAAGGAGAUUAGAGGAUCUUUAGGUUCUUUUAUCAAACUUAUGGUAACUUUUGGCGAAUUGUACGCUCACGCGAUUGGUCCAUUUGUGUCGUACGAAUGUUUGGCUUACAGCUGCGCUGUAAUUCCUAUAAUCUUUCUUUUAACAUACGGUUGGAUGCCAGAAUCUCCUUAUUAUUUAUUAAUGAAGAAUCGCGAGGAUAAAGCGAUGAAUAGUUUAAAACGGCUUAAAAGAUAUGCGACAGAAGAUCAAUUGGAAGAAGAUAUGGAACAAAUGCAGAAAACUAUGAUCAAAGAUCUCAGUGAUAGAGGAUAUAUUUGGGAUCUUUUCAACACUAAAGGUAACAGAAGAGCUAUGUUGAUCAGUUUUGGCCUUCAGUUAAUCUUGCAAUUCAGCGGUUUGGCUGCCAUAGAAUCUUAUACUCAAGAAAUUCUUGAGGAGGGUGACAGUACGAAUUUAUCAGCUGCAAUAGCAGUGAUCAUUUUAAGUGUUCUUCAGUUGGUAGCAGGUGUUGGUGCUGCAGCUCUGGUGGACAAAUUAGGAAGAAGACCGUUACUUCUCAUUAGUACAUUUCUUGGUGGAUUGUCUUUAACUGUUGCUGGAAUAUUUUAUCUUCUUAAACUUUACAUGCUGGUAGACAUAACUGGUUUUGGCUGGGUUCUUUAUGCCUCUAUUAUAUUUUACGAAUUAAUUAUCGCAUUAGGUUUGAAUCCAUUAGCCUAUAUGAUGCUCGGAGAAUUAUUUCCAACUAACGUUAAAGGGGCUGCUGUGUCUGCAGUAAACUUGUGGGCUUCUUUAUUAGCAUUCUUCGUUUCGAAAAUGUAUCAAGUUAUUUCCGACUUUUACGGUGUUUAUACUUCUUUCGGUUGGUUUGCGAUCAGUUGUUUUUUUGGAAUUAUUUUUAUACUCUUUAUGGUCCCAGAAACAAAAGGGAAAACUUUAUUAGAGAUACAAGAAGAAUUGAAUUGUAAACGAAAACAAGAGCGGAAAAUAAACAAGAAUAAACAAGAAGCCCACGUAAGUACGAUAGGUUAAGUCAGGUAUACGAUGGAACGAUAGUUUUGAUUUACAUUGAUAAAUUAAUUGAUGAUGAUUAAUAAGAUUCAUUGCUAUUUGACUUGUUAUGAACUGUUGAAAAUUAUUUUGAGAUCAAGAUUGAAUAAGUUUUCAGUAUAUUAUUUAACACUAGAAUUAUCAAGAGAGUUUUAAAUUUUGCAAUUAGUAAAAAUGUACAGAUUUUUAACAAAAUUUAUAUUUUCAUAUUAUAUUUAAUUAAAUUUAAUUAUUAUAUGUAAUCAUUUGUUUAUAAUAUAUUUAAAUAUAUAUAAAUUAAUGAUUCUAGUGUUAAAGAUAAUAUUUUUAUUCAAAAUUUAUAAUUUACAUUUCGAAUAUAAAAUCAAAUAUAUAAAAUAACAAGAGAAAUAAAAGAAAUUUAUUAAUUUUUAUUAUUUCAAGAUGCAAGAAAAUGUUAAUCUACAUUUUAUCAAUAAUACAUAAUUGAAAUCUUAUUAAAUUUUAAAAAUGAUUAAAGAAAACAAUGAACUAUCGUUCCAAAUAAAAAUUAAGAAUCUCUUAGAUAUUGUUUUCAAGAUAUAUCUCGAGCGUUUUCGAUGUUAAACUUGAAUUUUAAAAUUUAAUUCGAACAAAAUAUUGCUAAAUUUCAAUGAAAAGAAUUCUAUGGAUCGUUUUCUAUCGAAAUUUUACUUUUUCGAAAAACAUACUAUUGUAUAAAAAGUCGUUGUUAAUAUGAAAUUUUAUAUAUUAAUUUUAUUUUAAAUUUGUUUAAAUAUUAAAAAAUUUUUUAUUUAUUCAAAUCAAAGAACAAUUAUGAAAAAUAAUUAUGAAAAUUCGAAAAUUGUGACAAGAUUAACACCGAAACGUUAAAUUUUCUGAAAAAAUUAUAUUUUUUGUUUUAUUUUCUUUUUUUUUGUUAUUGUAAUUUAGAAUAUAAGACUUUGUUUCCUAAAAGAGGGCCCUUAUAUUCCAAAGAAACUUGCUUCGGAUGAAAUAUCAAGAUCGUUGAAAAAGAUACUUGAUUAAGAUUUCAUCGUUGAUCAAAAAAAGCAAGUUUGUGAAUUUCUUUAAUAAAUCAUUCACAUAAAAGCAAACAUGGAUAGAUUAAACAACAAAAAUAAAAACUCAUAUGUCAUAAAAACAAAGAAAGAGAGGAAAAUGUGAUAAGUAUGAUUUAAAAUAAAGACUUUGUACACAUUUAUUUUUUUUUUUUUAUCAUGUUCAUAUACAAUUUACAUGAACAUUUAUCAGUAUUUUCAACGACUGAUUAUUUACAUAAAUCGUAGGAAUUUUACGAUGAAAUCUUAGUCGAGAUAAUAACCGGAGCAAUUUCAAUGAAGAAGUACAAUACAAGAAUUUUUUUGUUAAUUUCUGGAAAUUAAUUCGAAAAUUCGAACAAGUUUCUAGAAAUUGUAUUGUAUUAUGAAUGUGUUAUUUAGGGUCCCAAUUGUGUAAAGAGCAAACUCGCAUGACCAUCUUUUCUUUCCCUUUUAGGCAGGGUUAAACGUUGAGACUGAUAGAUUUUAAAUUAAUCGUAAGCGUAUUUUUAUUCAUCGUCAAAUGAUAUCACAUUAUAACGAAAAAUUGAUAUAUUGCAAUGAAAGAUUUAUUUAAAUUUUUGCGAUAUUAUUCAAUCUGUAGAUUACUAUGAUAAAAUUAUAUAUUUAUGUAUACACGUUAAUAUAUUUGUGAAACAUCUUUGAAGAAUCGAUUCUAGAAAUCUUAUUAAGUUAUAAGCAACUUAACUUUGUGUUAGAUGAAAUGAAAUGCAGAGUAAGACAUCAUUAUUUCUGUUACAUCAUUAGCUUAUUCUGCCUUUGUUUUGCUUCAUUUAAUGAAAACUUAAAUCAUUUAUAAUUUAAUAAGUAAGCCUCAAUUGGUAUUUUUGUAUAUAAUAUCAACUUUUAUAUUUACAUUGAGGUCGUCUCUUCUAUAUUGCAAAAAUAUUUUAACACUAUAUAAAAUAUUCUUCUCAUAUUAUAAUAUCAUAAUAUCAUAUUAUAAUAUCAUGAAAAACAUUUAACAAAAUUAUUUCCAAUAUUUAUUUUAUAAUUUCAUACUUUUAAAUUACAAAGUUUUUUUAUACAGAAGGUCUCAUUUUAAUAAUUUUCUUAUAUUAUUUUUUUUUCUUGUAUCUACAUAUUAAUAUUUCAUCUAUGUAUUAGAGUAUUUAAGAUAUUGGAGUAAUCUACAGAUUAAAUAUAUAUUUAAUAAAUAUUUUGAAAUGUUCCUUGUGAUUAAUUUGGCGAUUAGGACCAUCUUUUAUCCCUUUCAGGCAGGGUGCAAGAUAAAUAAUUAAUAUAAUGAUUACGAUUAAACAUUAUCAAAGCGCGCCGCGUAUUAUCGCAAAUACAAAGAACCACGCGCAGUAAAUGGCCCUGAUACGAGAUGGAUUUAGAUUGAGCACCGUAGCAUGACUAACUUUAUUUAUCCCUUUUAGGCAGGGUGAAACAUAUUACUAUAAGAAUAGCUUCGGCGCAGAAUAUAAUCGGCCCGAUUAUAAUUAUAUAUUUCUUAUUAUUAACAUCGCUAAUGAACAGCUGAUAUUUUAUAUAUUUCGUUGGAUAUGGAAGAUGUGGUUUUAUGGAAAAAUAACGAAUAUGUAAUUGAACCGAUUAAUACUUGUGAAACAUAUUCGUUAAUCGAUUCAUUAAAAAUCGAAACAAUGUAACCACAUGUUAUGCAAAGUGUCUCGAAAGGAAACCUAAUACAGUAAAAUCCCUAUAUCUUAUUAUUGAUGUAUGUACUUACUGAUCGUAGUUCGAAAAAUGAAUAAUUUCUAUUUCUAUUUUUCGUUCAUCAGAAAAUUAUUAAAAUUUUGUUGAAAUUAUAAUAUUGAAAAUUUUUAUCAAUAUAAAAUGUUGAAAGAUUUUUAAAAGAAAAAAAAUUAAUCAAAAUUUUUUUUAAAUGAAUAAAAAACAUUUGCUAUUAUUUAAGGGUUUUACUGUAAUUUUAGAUACUAUCGAUUUGUUUGCCAAAUCAUUUGAGUGAAUACUAUCAUAUAUAUUAUAAAUUUUAAUUCAUUCAUUGACACCUUGUAUAUGAUCGAUUAAGUAUUGAUGAAAAUUAAUACUUAUCGAUAAUGUAAACAACGAAUUUAUAUAAUAUGAUGAAGCUUAAUGUACUUAUUGUAAAAUGGUUUUACUCUUAUUCUAAAAUAAGUAUUAUCCCUAUGUUUACGCAAUUGCAAUUACGACUCUCUACAAGUCCCUUUAAGGCAGGGUGCAAGACUCGAAAUGUAUAAUUUCAUAUAAAUUUCUACAAUGUAGACGUUUGCAAUUUACGUUAACAAUAAAUAUUAUUGAUUCAAUGUAA